Messenger RNA from Dermatophagoides farinae (American house dust mite), 786 nucleotides. Its product is annotated as glutathione S-transferase kappa 1. Gene Ontology annotation, molecular function: glutathione transferase activity; glutathione peroxidase activity. Lineage: Eukaryota; Metazoa; Arthropoda; Arachnida; Sarcoptiformes; Pyroglyphidae. Gene Ontology annotation, biological process: glutathione metabolic process. Gene Ontology annotation, cellular component: peroxisome; mitochondrion. The record is from RefSeq and is a predicted model, not a curated record.
AAAAUUGAAUUGAUUUUAUCGGUUGGAUAAAAACUACAUUCGCUAUUUAAACUGCCAUUUAUUAUAUUUUCAAUUUAUUCCCUUGGAAAUUUGUGCAAAAUGACUAUCGUUGAAUUAUUUUUCGAUAUUAUUUCACCAUUUUCAAGAUUCCAGCAUGAAUUACUCAUGCGACAAUUAGGUCAUUGGAAAUCCAUGCAAUUGAAAAUGACACCUGUCAUGAUACGUGAUGUGUUUGCCGCUGCUGAUAAUAUGCCACCGGGUAUGAAUCCAUCAAAAGCAAUCUAUCUGAAUCGUGAUUUAAAACUUUUAAGCGAUUUUCAUAAGAUUCCAUUCGAAUUGCCUAAGGAAUUCAUGCAGAUUGCUAUUGAAUUCAAAGUUGAUCCAGCACAGCUAUUCAUAUCGGCCAUUAAAGAUCAUAUUGAUGAAGCAACUUACAACCGUUUAGUUGGUGUAUUUUUCCAGAAUUUUUUCCGUUCAAAUCCAUCUGAAAUUUGGAAUUCAGAUGUUAUGCGUAAAAUUGCCACAGAAAUGAAUGUAUCAUCGGAUGCUAUCGAUAAAGCUUUGAACACUAUGAAUAGCGAAGAGAAUAAAGGAAAACUUGAGAAAAAUCUUGAAAGAGUAAAAGAAUUGGGUGGAUUUGGUCUACCAAUAACAUUGAUUCAUUUGGACGAAAAACCGCGAUGGGUUUUCGGUUCUGAUCGUAUGCAUAUUAUUGGACAUUUAUUGAAUGAACAACAACCACCGAUUCUUCAAUCAAAAUGAUAAUCAAUGUUUCAGUGUUGAGAA